AUGCACGAGUUAUCAGGUGAAAAGUUUGCUCUUGUCUUGGACGGCUUCACGGAUGCUGCUGAGCACGCUAUUGCCAUUUUCGCUGCCACGAAAAAUGGCAUACGAUUCCUGGCAUUCUCUCGUUUCCUAGAUGAGGUGUCGAUGACUGCAGCUGAGCACAUGGGAUUCUUAGACAUGGUUCUCGAUCACUACAAGCUAGACAUCGCUAAUAUGGUCGCCAUCGUAGCUGAUAACAUGGAAACCAACAAAGCGAUUUCCCGUCGAAUUUCGGUUCCAUCGAAUGGAUGUGCGGCCCACCGCUUCAAUCUUGCUGCUCGCAAAUGGUUAGAGCCGCUUAUGCAUUUUAUUAAAAAGGUUAGUGCUUUAAUGGAGAAGCUGAAUGCUGUCAAGAGGAUAGCUAAGCUGAAACUACAUGGAUGUUAUUAA
Phytophthora nicotianae INRA-310 is the source of this 426-nucleotide messenger RNA. RefSeq lists its product as hypothetical. The transcript has a single exon. The coding region runs from base 1 to 426 and encodes 141 amino acids. Lineage: Eukaryota; Oomycota; Peronosporomycetes; Peronosporales; Peronosporaceae. The record is from RefSeq and is a predicted model, not a curated record.